AUGACUCUUCCCCGAGUCGUUAAACCUCUUCAAUCUUCUUCUGUGCCUGGUCUUUUAACAGUUGAUUUGCUUCUAGCUAAGUUUUCGAAGCAGUACUCUAUAGGAGAUUGGAAACCUUCCUCCUCCCUCUUCUCUCCAGCGCAGCUUCGCUAUCAGACUCCCACCGCAGCGCACCCACCCCACUGCCCGCCCCCGCCCCCGCCCGCGGGCCUCCCAAGGCCUCCACCACCGUCCCGGAGUCUCUCUUCCCGCCUCAAACUUCCCGCAGACCCGCCCCGCGCCCUCCCAGGCUCGCCCCGGCCGCCGCCCCCUCCCCCUCCCCGCCGCUCCCCACGUGCAGGGAGCCCGGGUCGCGGUGGGACCGACGCACCAGCCAUAAGCUCGCUCCUUGAGCCUCGCAGCUCUCCGCCCGCGACCCCGCCAACCCCAUGCCAAGGAGGCCCGAGAUCGACCAGCUGCCUGCCAGUCCACCGCGAGGAUGCGCUCCGAGCCACCGGCCUGCGCUCGCCACUCACACGCCCCCUGCGCGCCGAGCCCGUCGGCCGCCAGCCCUCGCUGAGCCGCCCGGCCUUCGCCCGGCGUCCGGCCGCUGGGCCGCCGCCCGGGCACCGCGCCGCCUCCGCCCUCCGCCUGGCCGGUUCCCGUCCUCCUCGCCACAUCCUGACCCGCCCGCCGCCCCCUUUCUUACCGGCUGAUAUGCAGGAUUCGCGGGGCGGAGGGAAACGACCCGGAUCCUCGGUCUCCCCCGCGCCCGGGCCCGCGGUCUCUUCAGCCGAGUGA
This is a messenger RNA of Molossus molossus (Pallas's mastiff bat), 780 nucleotides long. Its product is annotated as basic proline-rich protein-like. NCBI's taxonomy places the organism in Eukaryota, Metazoa, Chordata, Mammalia, Chiroptera, Molossidae. The transcript has a single exon. Bases 1 to 780 code for a protein of 259 amino acids. The record is from RefSeq and is a predicted model, not a curated record.